AUGGCGUGGUCACUCCAGCUCCCAUUCCUACUUUUGCGACUUCUCAAGCAUAAGUCUGCCUUCGGCACAAUCCUGUUGCACCCUUACGGCUUGUUUCCGGAGAAUGUCAUCCAGGUACAACAAGCACGGCGGGGUGUCCACGCGUGCAACUUAAGCCCACCGCACCCUCCCAAUUUCCUGGAAUUGGGUGGAAUCCCGUAG
This is a messenger RNA of Akanthomyces muscarius, 201 nucleotides long. RefSeq lists its product as uncharacterized. The record is from RefSeq and is a predicted model, not a curated record. The coding region runs from base 1 to 201 and encodes 66 amino acids. The transcript is spliced from 3 exons. Lineage: Eukaryota; Fungi; Ascomycota; Sordariomycetes; Hypocreales; Cordycipitaceae.